Messenger RNA from Capsicum annuum, 5854 nucleotides. RefSeq lists its product as uncharacterized. The record is from RefSeq and is a predicted model, not a curated record. Gene Ontology annotation, molecular function: ADP binding. NCBI's taxonomy places the organism in Eukaryota, Viridiplantae, Streptophyta, Magnoliopsida, Solanales, Solanaceae.
UCUUACUCCAACCAUUUUCAUCUCUUUAUUCCAUUCCCCUUUGCUCUCAUUUUCAUCUGCUCCGAUCGAGUUCCCUUUUCUUCUUAAUUAAUUCUCUAUAGUCCUCUCUUUUAUUCACCCUCAAGCUGUUUCUAGUGAUUCUUACUCCAACCAUUUUCAUCUCCAACGCUUUAUAACAUCUCGGGCUCAUCACUUUAUCCCCAGGCUUCUUUCUUUGUCAACCAUUUCCCUGAUCUUUCAUUUUCUUCUCCUACCUUUGCUUCCUUGUAACUGCAAAAUCUAAUCAAAAAUAUCAAAACAGAAAAAGGAAAAAAAAAUUUUAGUGUUCAGACACAAGAGUCUUGUUUUCCUUAUUACACUAGCCAGUGAAGAAUUAAUAAGGUGAUAGCUAUGGAAAUCUUAUCUAUGUUUGUGGACAAAGUCACAGCUUGCUUGAUCCCGCCAGUUGUGCGAGGGAUUGGGUAUUUCUAUUAUUACAAGAGAAACAUCACAUCCCUGGAAGAAGAAUCUAAUAAGCUGGAGAACAUCGGAAUUGGGGUGCAUCAAAGAGCGGAGGCUGACCGGAGAAACUUACAAGUCAUUUCACCCAAUGUUGAGGCUUGGUUAACUAGUGUUGAUACUGCUACUGCAGAUGUGGCAGUUGUAAUGCGAGGUCGAAUUGAGGUUGAAAGGGGUUGCUUCUAUGGUUGGUGUCCCAAAUUGAAGUCACGUUACUUGCUGAGCAGGAAAGCUAAGAAACUUGAACUGGAUGUGAUUGGUCUUCAAUCGGAAGGCAAAGAUUAUGUUUCUUUCUCCUAUCCAGCACCACUUGUAGUUAAAGUUAUACACAGUGGUGAGGAGUUUGACUCUAGAAAACAGAAGGAGGAAGAGGUCAUGGAAGCUUUGAGAGACGAGGGGAUCACUGUUGUUGGGAUAUGUGGUAUGGUUGGUGUUGGUAAAACAACCCUGGCUGAGAAAGUAAGAGCAAGGGCAAAACAAGCAGGGUUGUUUAAUGAUGUUGUCAUGGUAACUGUCAGUCAACAACCAGACUUCAAAAAAAUUCAGGGUGAGAUCGCUGGAGAAGUUGGGCUGAAUUCGUUGCAAGGAGACAAUUUGUUGAGUCGUGGAGAUUAUCUACGUGCAAGGUUAAUGCAGAAGGGCAGUCGCAUCCUCGUAAUUUUGGAUGAUGUUUGGGAGGCUCUUUAUGAUCUAGAGAAACUUGGAAUUCCCAGUGGUAGCAACCACAAUUAUCGGUGCAAAGUGACAUUGACGACGUGUCGCCGGGAUGUUUGUGACGCUAUGGAUGCUCAAAAGAUCGUAGAUGUUGGAAUCUUAUCUGAUGAAGAAGCUUGGGUCCUUUUUAGGCAGAAAGCCGGCUCUUCAGCUGACGAUCCCUCUCUUCCUGAAGUAGCAAAAGAUGUUGCCAAUGAAUGCAAGGGGCUACCGCUAGCAAUUAUUACAAGCCUAAAGCACAAAGCCAAGCCUUUGUGGGAGGAUGCCCUUGUAGAAUUACAAAAAUCAGCACCAAAAAAUAUCCCAGGAGUGCUUACAAAUGUGUAUCAACCUCUGAGGAUAAGCUAUUACCACUUACAAAGUGAUGAAGCCAGGUAUGUCUUUUUGCUAUGUUCAUUGUUUGAGGAAGAUAGUAAUAUUUGGACUGAAGAAUUACUUAGAUAUGGAAUGGGGCUUGGCAUCUUUUCGGAGCCCAAAAAUUUAGAACGUGCAAGAAAUAGGGUGUCUAAUCUGUUAGAAACAUUGAAAAAUUGUUUCUUGUUAUGCCAAGGUUCAGACAAAAAUUAUUUCAAAAUGCAUGAUGUGAUGCGAGACGUGGCUAUAUAUAUUGCGUCUGAGGGUAAGCAUAUUUUUAUGGUAAGUCACAAUGUGAAAUCAGAAGAGUUCCCAAGAAAAGACUCUUACGAGCAAUACAAUCAUAGGUCAAUUGUUGCAAAUAAAUUUGAUGAGCAUCCCAGACCAAUAUCUUGCCCACGACUGAAGUUUCUAAUGUUAAAACUCCGUUUCGAAGAGGGUUUCAAAUUACAAGAUUUUUUUGAUGGAAUGAGUGAACUUAGUGUCAUAAGCCUGAGUGGAUAUGAUCAAGAAUCCAUUCUGCCCUUUCCAUCAUCCAUUCAGAGGUUGUCAAAUCUGAGGACGCUAUGUCUGAAUAAUCUAAGAUUGAAUGACAUGACCAUUAUUCGGGAAUUAGUCUCUUUAGAAAUUCUCAGCAUCAGAGAUUCUUACUUAGAGGAGCUUCCAGUGGAGGUAGGAAACUUGGUCAACCUAAUUAUGUUAGAGUAUUGGAAUACUAGGUAUAGAAAACGCAUGAGGAUUUCACCAGGGGUCUUAUCAAGACUAGUUCGAUUGGAGGAACUACAUGUGGUGGGAGUAGAACAAUGUAGUUACUCCACCUUGAGGGAGCUGGAAUCCUUACCGAGAUUGACUGCGCUAUCAUUCACCUAUUCCAGAGAUGUGAUUUACAGUAACUUGGGCCUAUCCUCCAAGUUGACACAGUACGCUCUUACAGUGGGUGGAGGCAACAUAGAGGAUACAAUCAUGGCAACUUACAACAAGAUUAUCGCCCUAAAUGUCAGCGAGAGCACUCUAUUGGGUGAUUGGAUCCGCCUCCUGUUGAGAAAUAGCGAAUUUGUAAGUUCAAGAGGAAAGGGCUCCAAGAAUGUACUGGCCGAGUUGAAGAAUGUGAAAGAUCUCAGGCUGGCUUAUUGUGAUUCAUUGGAUAUCCAAUGUCAGAAUAAUAUUCCAUUCCUCAAACUCGAAAGGCUGAAGGUAAGUGAGUCUGAUCAUCUACGGCAUCUUUUUUGUUUGUCCUUGGUUUGCCCCGAUGAAGAAGAAGAAGGGAUCUCUCGAAGAACACAUAUGAGACCUGACGUAAUCAAGUUCCCCAAUUUAUAUCGCUUGGAACUUUGUAAUCUGGGAUGCUUCACUCACUUUUGCAGAGACACUGUUGAGGGCAUUGAGUUCUCUCUGUUAGGGGAAAUGCAAUUUGGGGGAUUACCAGAGUUCCAAAAUUUCUGGCCUACAGACAACAAUGCUAUCACCUACUCAAAUCCUCUUUUUAAUGAAAAGGUUUCUUGUCCCAACCUGGAAGUGCUAUCUAUCUGGAAGGCCAACAGCAUAACUGCUCUAUGCUCUCACCAACUUCCAAUGGGCUACUUCAAUAAACUUGAAAAAUUGACAGUGAGGAGGUGUGGAGGGUUGAGAAACUUGAUGUCUCCAUUAGUGGCCAAAGGUCUUCUGGAUCUCCGAACACUAUUGAUACAAGAAUGCCAAUCAAUGGAAGAAGUGAUUACAGAAGAGGAACAACAAGGAGAAGAAAUCAUGACAAAUGAGCCUUUAUUUCUUGUGUUGGAUAAGCUGAUACUCAAUAAGCUACCAAAGCUGGGGCAUUUCAUUCUGACGAAGCGUGCUCUUGAAUUUCCAUUUCUCAGAGCAUUGAAGAUUCAUGACUGCCCUGAAAUGAAGACGUUUGUCCAACAGGGAUCCAUCAGUACACUGAGUCUCAAAAGUGUGAACAAUGAUGAUGAGGUGAAAGUAGUUGAUAUGAUGUUCAAUUCUAAGGUUUCUUGUCCCAACCUGGAAGUGCUAUUUAUUAGUGGUGCUGCGAGCAUAACUGCUCUGUGCUCUCACCAACUUCCAACUGCCUACUUCAGCAAACUUGAAUCAUUGGAAGUAAAGUCGUGUGGAAAAUUGAGAAAAUUGAUGUCUCUAUCAGUGGCCAGAGGUCUUCUGAAUCUCCGAACACUAAGCAUAAAAGACUGCCGAUCAAUGGAAGAAGUGAUUACAGAAAAGGAACAACAAGGAGAAGAAAUCACGUGUAAUGAGCCCUUGUGUCUCCGGUUGGAAGAGCUGAAACUCAACUAUUUGAUAAAGCUGGCGCAUUUCAUUCUGACUAAGCAUGCUCUUGAAUUUCCAUUUCUUAAAAAUGUGGCAAUUACCGUAUGCCCUAAAAUGAAGGCAUUUAUCCAACAGGGAUCUGUGAGUACAACGAGUCUCGAAAUUGUGAAUGAUGAUGAUGAGCUGAAAGUUGUUGAUCUCAAUAAAGCGAUGUUCGAUUCUAAGGUUUCUUGUCCCAACCUGGAAGUGCUGCAACUCCACGAGGCUAACAGCAUAAGUGCCCUGUGCUCUCACCAAUUUUCAACUGCCUACUUCGGCAAACUUAAAGACUUGGGUGUGAGGAGGUGUGGAGAAUUGAGAAACUUGAUGUCUGCAUCAGUGGCUAGAGGUCUUCUGAAUCUCCAGACACUAAGCAUAAGAGAAUGUCAAUCAAUGAAAGAAGUGAUUACAGAAGAGGAACGACAAGGAGAAGAAAUUAUGACAAAUGAGCCCUUAUUUCCCAUGUUGGAUAAGCUAAUACUUGAUAAGCUACCAAAGCUGAGGCAUUUCUUUCUUACAAAGCGUAUUCUUGAAUUUCCAUUUCUCAGAGCAGUGAAGAUUCAUGACUGCCAUCGAAUGAAGACGUUUGUCCAACAGGAAUCUGUUAGUAUAUCGAGUCUCAAAAGUGUGAACUAUGAAACGAUGUUCAAUUCUAAGGUUUUUUGUCCCAACCUGGAAGUGCUAUUCAUAACUGCUCUGUGCUCUCACCAACUUCCAACUGCCUACUUCAACAAACUUGAAACUUUGAAAGUAGAUAGUUGUGAAAAAUUGAGAAACUUGAUGUCUCCAUCAGUGGUCAGAGGUCUUCUGAAUCUCCGAAUGCUAGAUAUAAAUCAAUGUCAAUUAAUGGAAGAAGUGAUAGGAGAAGAGGAACGAGAAGGAGAAGAAAUCAUGUGUAAUGAGCCCUUAUUUCCCCGGUUGGAAAACCUGAACCUUUACAAUUUGCCAAAGCUGGGGCAUUUCAUUCUAACUAAGCAUGCUCUUGAAUUUCCAUUUCUUAAAGAAUUGGAUAUUAGUAGCUGCCCUAAAAUGAAGACAUUUAUCUAACAGGAAACUGUGAGUACACUGAAUCUCGAAAGUGUAAAAAAUGAUGAUGAGCUGAAAGUUGUUGAUCUCAAUAAAGCGAUGUUCAAUUCUAAGGUUUCUUGUCCCAACCUAGAAGUACUACGACUCUAUAAGGCUAACAGCAUAAGUGCUCUAUGCUCUCACCAACUUCCAACUGCCUACUUCAACAAACUUGAAAAAUUGAAAGUACGGAAUUGUGAAAAACUGAUAAACUUGAUGUCUCCAUCAAUGGCCAGAGGUCUUCUCAAUCUCAGGAAACUAGAAAUAGAAUAUUGUCCAUUAAUGGAAGAAGUGAUCACAGAAGAGGAACAACAAGGAGAAGAAAUCAUGACUAAUGAGCCCUUAUUUCCCCGGUUGGAAGAACUAAUACUCCAUAAGCUACCAAAGAUGGGGCAUUUCUUUCUGACGAAGCAUGCUCUUGAAUUUUCAUUUCUCAGAGCAAUGAAGAUUCGUAAAUGCCCUGAAAUGAAGAUGUUUGUCCAACAGGAAUAUGUGAGUACACCGAGUCUCGAAAAUGUGAACAGUGAUGAUGAGGUAAAAGUAGAUGAUGUGAAUGGAUGGAUACAUCGGUGGUUCAUUUCUAAGAAGGUGGAAGUGAAUCUGAAGCUUCAAUUAAGUGACGGCAGAAGUACUCGACGAUAUGUCCAAAGUGCAUCCAAGUUAGCUCGAACAUCACCUGAUACCUAUGCUCGUGAUGGGAGGUAACAAGCAGAGGUGGGUCUACACUAUAACCCAUGGGUUCAAAUGAACCCAACAGCUUUUGCCCAGAGACUUGUAUCUCUAUUUGUAAUUUCUAGAAAAUAGUUUAUUGCAAGCGCAAUUACUAUUAUUAUUAUAUUAAACUUGAGGGCCCGGUAGGAUUUGAUAAAUUUAAAAUUUUGAAUUCUCUUGUGAAAGACAUAUUAUCUGGCUCUAGUGACUC